Molecule: messenger RNA, 207 nt
Organism: Protopolystoma xenopodis
Lineage: Eukaryota; Metazoa; Platyhelminthes; Monogenea; Polystomatidea; Polystomatidae
Source: the annotation of a GenBank genome assembly
AUGGUGUUCUGCUCUGAUGAUGUUCGUCACAUGGCGAACGAAAAAUCUGCAAGGAUUCAUCGGGUCCGACGGGCGGAGCGCCGGGUACCUAUUAGCACAAAUCUACAACGACAGCUCCAAGGUAAUCCCCUACAGUCUCCGGUAGAACCAACUUACGAAUUCCUUCCACUCGCCUCUUCAAAUGAAAUGAAAGCUAUUCCAAGAUAA